GCUCGCAUUCCGAUCUCAACGUUGCUCAUGUCUUCUGACUCGAGGUUAUAAGACGCGCUGCUUGCGGGGUAGACGGGGCACCAGCACUCCCCUUGACAACAAACACAACGACACAUCAUGGGCGGCGAAGCUAGACGCGCAUGGACGUACGCCAUCUGCGCGGCCAUGACCAUGGCCAUUAACGGGUACGACGGCAGUACCUUCAACUCGGUGCAAGGUUUCAAGACCUUUGUCGACCACUUCAAGAAGCCUGGCGCCAAGGAGAUAGACCCCAACCUCCUGGGCGCCAUCAACACGGGCUACACGACCGGCGGCAUCGUUUCGGGCGUGUUCGUGACCCCCACUCUGUCCAAGCUGGCUGGUCGUCGUAUCUGUCUCCAGGUCGGCUGUGCCCUCGUCAUCAUCUCGACCUUUGUUCAAGUCUUCGCUCCCAAUGUCCAGGGCUUCAUCGGCGGCCGCUUGCUCAUGGGCAUUGGACAGGGUAUCGCUAUCCCCACUGGCCCGACGUACAUGACUGAGAUUGCGCCGGCACGUAUCCGCGGCGUCAUGAUGUCCUUCUGGCAGGUCUUCUUCACCAUCGGCGCGUUCAUCGUCUACUGGACGGCCUACGGCGUGAGCAAGAACCACCACCUCGGAAUCUGGCAAUGGCGUGUCCCGCUCUUCCUCCAGAUCUUCUUCCCGGCACUUGUCAUCAUCUCCAUGUUCUUCUGUCCCGAGUCUCCUCGCUGGCUAGUUGAACGCGGCCGUAUCGAGGAAGCGCGCAACGCUCUUAUUCUUACCCGCCCCCAAGAGGAAGCCGAGCAGGAGCUCGCCGACAUUGUCGCCGCCGUCAACUACGAAAAGACAGCCGCCCACCUCGACUCGCGCUGGUGGGCGCCGUACAAGACCAUCUUCGUCGAGCCGUCACUCCGCCGCCGUAUGCUUCUCGCCAUCUUCAUCAACUUUGGCCAGCAGGUCUGCGGCAACUCGGUGCUUGCGGGCUACACGUCGCUUAUCUACAAGUCGGUGUUUGCCAACCCGGACACCAUUUUCCUCAUCAACGCCCUGAGUGCCACUUUCUCGAUUCUGUUCACUCUCAACGCUACCUGGCUGGUGGACCGCAUCGGACGCAAGCCUGUGCUGCUAAUCGGCGCUGCGGGUCAGGGCAUUUCGCUGCUGAUCGUCGCCUGCGUCGGCAUCACCCACCCCGCCGACGCCGAGGGCCACCGCACCCGCUCAGUCGGCAUUGGAGUCGCCGCACUCUUCUUCCUCUUUGUCCUCUUCUACAAGCCUUCAUGGGGAGCCACUGUGUGGAUUUACAGUGCCGACAUCUUUUCUACUGACGUGCGCGCGCACGCUAUCAGCUUCUGUUCGCAGACGCAGUCGACGGUCGGGACAAUCGUGGGCCAGUUCUUCCCCAUUUUCCUCAAGAAGACGGGCUUCUACUGCUUCUUCUUCUUCGCCGGCAUGAACAUCAUCCUAUUCGCUGGUGUCUGGUUCUGGCUCCCGGAGACCAAGGGCAUCCCGCUCGAGGACAUGGACAAGCUCUUUGGCGGCGUGUCCCAUCGCGAGGCUGGUGAGGCGCUCGACAAUGAGAAGGUCGAGGCCAAUGGUGGCACGGUACUCCGUUAUGAUAGCCGUGAGGCGGCCCUCGAGUCGGACAAGACCAAGCAGGAGGUCAAGCACAUUGCGUAGGGGUUAUAGGGUAC
Messenger RNA from Vanrija pseudolonga, 1688 nucleotides. RefSeq names its product putative quinate permease. Bases 118 to 1674 code for a protein of 518 amino acids. Gene Ontology annotation, molecular function: carbohydrate:proton symporter activity. The transcript has 4 exons. The record is from RefSeq and is a predicted model, not a curated record. Gene Ontology annotation, cellular component: membrane. Lineage: Eukaryota; Fungi; Basidiomycota; Tremellomycetes; Trichosporonales; Trichosporonaceae. Gene Ontology annotation, biological process: transmembrane transport; carbohydrate transport.